Leptopilina heterotoma is the source of this 2935-nucleotide messenger RNA. RefSeq names its product neuroendocrine convertase 2 (gene amon). The record is from RefSeq and is a predicted model, not a curated record. NCBI's taxonomy places the organism in Eukaryota, Metazoa, Arthropoda, Insecta, Hymenoptera, Figitidae. Bases 297 to 2582 code for a protein of 761 amino acids. Gene Ontology annotation, biological process: protein processing. Gene Ontology annotation, cellular component: trans-Golgi network; Golgi membrane. The transcript is spliced from 12 exons. Gene Ontology annotation, molecular function: serine-type endopeptidase activity.
AUUGUUAAACACGUUGUCCAGCAAUGUAUGUAAAAGAUGGAAGUGACGUAGCGGGAGGGAAGGGGAUCCAAGUGCGCAACGCGGGAUAAAAAUCGUUUCGCGCCGUCAUUGGGGGGCGCGUGAGCUUCAGCAAAGACAGCCCUUUGGCGCUCGCUUCCUCUCCUCUCUUUCGCUCUCCCUCUCUCUCUCUCACUCUCGCUUUCCUUUCUCGGGGGGAGGCCUUCGAUCUUCACGUUUGGUAAGACUGCAGCUCCAACCAGUGUGAUUGGCAUUGUCGCAGUCGAUUUCGGGCGAGCAUGGGUAAUGCACGUGUCCUUUCUGCUAUCACGCGAACAACCCCAUACAACAAGAACAACCAAAGCAGUAGCAGCGCCCCCCUCACGAAUUGUGCCCUCACUACUACCACCACAACAACUACAAUCACAAAUAAUACCAACACCACCAACAAUUUACUGCUGACCUCUGAAACUUCUGCCACAAGUAAAACAACAACAACAAGAAACACUUCUACCACCUUAACCAGCUGUAAUCGUCGCAACAAAAAAGUGGCCAGCUGUGCGGGACAUAUUAUCAAUAAUUUACGUCAUCAGCACAAUUUUCAUCAUUUUAAUAUCAAUGAAAAUAAAUACAUUAAAUUACCAUCAAUAACGAUGGGCCAUAAACGGCCGUUUCGGCUCCUUGGACUUGCUCUUAUCAUUAUUAUCGUAACAUUAUGUGAUCGCGUCAAGGCCGAGGUCUUCACCAAUACCUUCCUGGUGAAAAUGCGCGAACCGGCCGAACGACACGUAGCCGAUUUUGUCGCUGCCCGAAACGGUUUCGUCAAUCUGGGACCGCUUCUGGGAAGUCAAACGGAAUAUCAUUUCGUUCAUAGGGCCCUACCACACGCAAGAAGCAAAAGGUCCGUCCCACACAUGAGAAAGUUGAAAGUGGAUCCUUUGAUUCACACAGCUGUUCAGCAACAGGGAUUCAAGAGAGUUAAACGAGGCUAUAAACCAUUGAGUGUCGAUAAAUUAGUGCCAUUGUAUCAAAUGAGCGAUCUCUCGAAUCCCGCCAGUCGAGAUCCAACGGAUCCAUAUUUUCAAUAUCAAUGGUACUUGAAGAAUACGGGACAAAAUGGCGGUAAACCAAAACUCGACUUAAAUGUUGAGUCUGCGUGGGCGCAAGGUGUGACUGGAAAAAAUGUUACAACUGCUAUUAUGGACGAUGGUGUUGACUACAUGCAUCCAGAUUUGAAAUUUAAUUACAAUGCUCCGGCUUCCUACGACUUCAGUAGUAAUGACCCUUAUCCUUAUCCAAGGUACACGGACGAUUGGUUCAAUAGUCAUGGAACGAGAUGUGCUGGUGAAGUGGCAGCCGCAAGAGAUAAUGGAGUUUGCGGUGUUGGUGUGGCGUACGAUUCAAAAAUCGCUGGCAUUAGAAUGUUGGAUCAGCCAUAUAUGACGGAUUUAAUUGAGGCCAACAGUAUGGGACAUGAACCAAAUUUAAUCGAUAUUUACAGUGCAUCAUGGGGCCCAACUGACGAUGGAAAGACAGUUGACGGUCCCAGAAAUGCCACCAUGAGAGCAAUCGUACGCGGAGUGAAUGAGGGGAGAAAUGGUCUUGGAAAUAUUUAUGUGUGGGCUUCGGGCGACGGUGGCGAGGAGGAUGAUUGCAACUGUGAUGGUUACGCUGCCAGCAUGUGGACCAUUAGCAUAAAUAGUGCAAUCAACGAUGGUCAAAAUGCCCAUUACGAUGAAAGUUGUUCGAGUACAUUAGCCUCAACGUUCAGUAAUGGAGCUAAAGACCCCAACACUGGAGUGGCGACAACUGAUCUUUAUGGAAAAUGUACAACAACUCACAGUGGCACAUCUGCAGCAGCACCGGAAGCUGCGGGAGUUUUUGCGCUUGCUCUUGAAGCAAAUCCACAAUUGACUUGGAGAGACAUUCAACAUCUGACAGUAUUAACUUCAAAGAGAAAUUCCCUCUUCGAUGCUAAUGGAAGAUUCGAUUGGACGAUGAAUGGCGUUGGAUUGGAAUUCAAUCAUCUUUUUGGCUAUGGUGUUUUAGACGCUGGUGCAAUGGUUGCACUUUCAAAAAAAUGGAAAACCGUUCCUCCACGUUAUCACUGUGAGGCUGGUGUUGUUAACACGCCUAUGAAAAUUCCAAGUAAGGGUUCAAUUUAUUUAAAAAUCAAGACGGACGCUUGUGCGGGUACAGAUUUUGCUGUAAAUUAUUUGGAACACGUACAGGCAGUUAUUUCCGUAAAUUCAAGUCGACGAGGAGACGUGGAAUUAUUUUUGACAUCUCCAAUGGGAACAAGAUCAAUGAUUUUGAGCAGGAGAGUUAACGAUGACGAUCACAGGGACGGAUUUACGAAAUGGCCGUUUAUGACGACUCACACCUGGGGAGAAUAUCCCCAAGGAAACUGGCAGCUUGAGGUGAAAUUUCACUCGUCUACAGUUCAGAAAGGUUGGUUCAAGGAGUGGACCCUGAUGCUGCAUGGCACAAGAGAUCCACCAUACACCGGAUUACCGGCGGCCGAUCCUCACUCUAAAUUAGCAAUAGUGAAAAAAGCCCAUGAAGAACGAUUGAAUGAGGAUUAAUUUCUUACUGACAGAUUCAAAUAACAAACAAAAAAAGAGAAAAAAAGAAGUAACAGAGGAACGAUUUUUCAAAAAACUUAAUAUCUCUAGUCCCGGCAGUCCUUAUAAUAUGUCCUCAUUUUUUCAAGAAAUUUUUUAUAUUUUUUACAAGAAUACAUCUUGAAAACUAUAUAUACUGAUUGAUGCUAUACAUUGGGUACUAAAUAUUAUCGUAUAUAAUAGAAUUCCACUGAGAACAUCCUUAUUGCUAUUGUAUAAGAAUUCAUGCAUCAUUCUCAAAAGAAGAAAUUUUUAUUCCGAAAAAUUCAAAUUUAGUUUAAAAAAAAAUUUUUAAAAGCUUUUUUACUUUUUAC